Molecule: messenger RNA, 7016 nt
Organism: Gadus morhua (Atlantic cod)
Lineage: Eukaryota; Metazoa; Chordata; Actinopteri; Gadiformes; Gadidae
Gene: atn1
Product: atrophin 1
Cellular component (GO): nucleus
Molecular function (GO): transcription corepressor activity
Source: RefSeq, a predicted model, not a curated record
CGCCUCUUCCUCCUCCUUGCCUCGCUCCCUCCUUCUCCCCUCUCGCCGAGCUCCCCCAUUCCUUAUGCAAAUCACGCCCUCUUCUCACUCCCUUUCUCGCUCUCUUUCUCUCUGCGCGACGUGCAUCCCUCGCUCGCCACUCUGGUGAAAAAUUGUGACUGUACCGAAGGCGAAAAAAAAGUGCAAGUCGCCUCGGAGAAAGGGAGUGAGGGGAGAAAGAGAAAAGGGGCGAAGGGGGUGGGGAGGCAAGCGUUAUACGCAUCAAUUUGUACAGUCUUCAGUGGCACCCCCGUUUUUCCUGCAACGACUUGAAAGAGAAUUCUCCUGCGUUACAAUACCGUUACAAUGUGAUCCAGCAGCAGCCCCUGGGUAGAGAAGCGUGCGCCUCGGCGAAUGUAUGUCGGGCUGUGAUAUAGAACAACAACACAAAUAACGUAUAGAGCCGGAGACUGAGAGAGGGACACGCAUCGCUGGAUUUAUAGGUUUUAUAGGUUGUAAUACACAGUCUACACACUAAUAGACACCCUACACCACCACCUCCACCUGUUAACUCCCAGCAAUGGCAUGUGUUGUAAAAUGGACCUCAUAGAGAAGGAGCGAUGAAAACCCGAACACACAAGGAAUCGAUGCCCAUGCGUAGUGGGCGCAGGCGGGGGGGCAGUGAGGAGCGGAGGGGCCGGCGCCCGCACGCCAGCCCACCUCGCCCCGAACGCAACGACAGGCCGCCGCAGCGUGCCGCUGUGGAGGAAUUGUCUGGAAACCGCUUUGAUCGCAGAUCGCAAGGCCAUGAUUCAUCAGAGAGUGAGGGGGAGGAGCUGGUCUCACCACCCAAAAGACAGAAAGUUCAGGAUGCGGCCUCCACCCCAAAUCCCCCCACCUCAACACGCACGGCCGACAGCUCUGCCCCUUCCACGGUCCCCCCUCCAACCUCUGUUGCCAGCCAAGCUCGAGAGAGUGACAACGAAGACGGCCAAUCCCAGGGCAGCAGGAGUUCAGUUGUAGGGAGCCUGGCCAAUAGCAGCAGUAGUUUGAGCAGUGGGCGGGACAUAGAUCAGGACAAUCGCUCCUCAUCCCCGAGUCUCUCCGCUUCCCCCCUGGGCAGCCUGGACUCUGAUUCGGACGGCCCAGAAUCACCAAAGCAAGGAGAGAGGGAGAGAGAGAAAGGAAAAGAGGGAGGAGUGGGGAAGUCAGCGGGGGACGAGCGGAGAACAAGCCGAGAGGGAAGAGGGGAGGAUUCCUGCGGAGACGGAGAAAAGAGGGAUGGAGAGGGCAGAGCAGAGGACGGCUCCUCCUUCAAACCCCCGUCCACCCCUUGCUCCUCCUCCCCUCUGACCCCCUCUCUCCGGGGUUCAUCGGACGCCGGCGGCGACGGCGGCGGCGGCGGCGGCGGCGGCGGGAGGAAGAACUACUUCUCCCUGGACUCCAAGCUGGUGUGCAAGGUGGAGUACGGCGGGUCGGGGGCCGGCGACACCCCGCACGGCCCCGGCCGCAUGAGCUCCAAAGGCACCGCGCAGUGCGUGAACAAGGCCGCCGUCUCCGGGGGAGACUAUCCCCACGGCAACCCCAACAUUCCACACGCGCUCCCCCAGCCCCUGCCGCCCCCGCCGGCCCUGAAGCCCCUGGAGCUGGGCGGGGCGCAGAACCUGCCCGUGGAGGUGAAGGUGGAGAGGGAGAAGCUGGAGAAGGCCGACAAGCCGGGCGACAAGGCCCAGACUAAUCCUCCAUCUUUGUUGCCACAGACGGGCCCCCAGCCCCAGUCCCAGCCUCCCCCCCACCCACACCACUACAGCUCCACCAGCUGGCAGGGUGGCACGGCCACCGGUUGCCAGGGGAGCUGGGGCUACGCCCGUUACCCUGGCAACCACCACCCACACCAGCCGCAGCACCAACCCCCAGUGCAGCAGCAGCAACUCCCCUCUGUUUACAACCCCCCGUCCUCUCGCCACUCCUCCUCCCAUCCCUCCUACCUCCCCCACCCUCACGCCCACCCCCACAGGGAGUACCUUCCCAGGUACGCCGGUGGGGGAGGAGACCGGGAGAGGGGGGCCGCAGGAGAGAGGGAGCGGGGAGUGAGGGGCGAUUGCGGGGGCAGAGAGAUCAACAGGGAGUUUGCUGCUCCGCUAAGCAACAGCGGUAACAGCAGCAGCAGCGGUGGUGGAGGUGGAGGUGGAGGUGGUGGUGGUAGCGGUGGUGGUGGUGGGGGCGGCAACUGCGCAACCACUUGUGGUGGAAUGGGCGGGGCCAAUGGCAUCGCAGGCAGGGAGUUUGGGAGCAUGUCGGUGGCUCAGAACCGGGAGUUUCAAGGUCCUGGGAGAGACUUGCCCAACCUGGGCCCCGGGGGGAGAGACAACAUGGGCCCCGGAGGGAGGGAAGGGCCCAACAUGGGCCCCGGAGGGAGAGAAGGGCCCAACAUGGGCCCCGGAGGGAGAGAAGGGCCCAACAUGGGCCCAGGAGGGAGAGACAACAUGGGCCCCGGAGGGAGAGAAGGGGCCAACAUGGGCCCCGGAGGGAGAGAAGGGGCCAACAUGGGCCCAGGAGGGAGGGAAAACAUGGGCCCCGGUGGGAGAGACAACAUGGGCCCCGGGGGGAGAGACAACAUGGGCCCCGGGGGGAGAGACAACAUGGGCCCCGGGGGGAGAGACAACAUGGGCCCCGGAGGGAGAGACAACAUGGGCCCCGGAGGGAGGGACUUUGGGCCAGCCUUCAGAGACAGAGACAGAGAGCGGGACCGAGAUGGGGGAAAGGAGUUUCCUCCAUCCAAUCAGAACCAGAAUAGAGACUUUGGCCCCAACGGAGCCGGAGGGGGCCAUCCCAGAGAGAAAGAAGGGGGCCGCUGGGGUGAAUUUGGAGGCCAGACUAGAGAGGCGGGAGGCAGCAACAACAACAACAACAACCCAAACAACAACUCUGUUUCCCAGGGCAACCCCCCGGGCUCCGCCACGGGGCUCCCUGUGGCCCCCAUGCUGAACCGGGACCCGCCGGCGUCCCCCCAGACCAACCCCAGCCACCCCCCUCAUGGCCCCAUGCCCCCACAGCCCCACCCACACCCCUCCAACCCCCCCGGCCGGGACUACCCCCCCACCUUAGACCAGGCCCAGAUCGGGGCGGACCGCGGGGGAGAGCACUUCCACAGAGACUACCCCCCGGGGAAGGACUACCCUGCAGGCGGGCCCACCUCUGGGGGCCCCAACAGAGAGUACCUCAGCUCCCCGGGGAUAGCGCCCAACCUUGGGCGAGAGUACUCUGGGCCGGAGAGGGGCCCACACUCCCACCCCCACCCACCCCACCCCCACUACCAGCCGGGGCCCCGGGACAGAGAGCGAGACAGGGAGUCCAACCUGCGCGAAUCGGCCCUUUACCAAAGGGGCGGCCCCAAUCAACCCCCUGCGCUCUCUCCGUCCUCCUCCUCCUCCACCUCCUCCUCCAGCCACCACGGUCACCCUCCCAACGCCCCCUACCCUCCCCCCCCCUCCCCCCUCCCUCCCCAGCCCUCCCAUGCCCAGCCCCUCCAGACAGGCUUGGGGCCCAACGCCCGCCCUCCACACUACCAGUCCUCCAACCAGACUCCGCCCACGCCGCUGUCCCCGCUGCCCAGCCCCAACACCAACCCCAUGGGGGGCUUCCCGCCGUUCCCCCCCGGGUCCUCUGCGGGGUCAAACCUGCCGCUGGCCGGGCCAGGGGGGCCGGGCGGGCCCCCCUCCUGCUCCCCCAGCUGUCGCCCCUUCCACGGCACCCUGAACAGCCACCCUUCUUUCAGCGGGCCGUACCACGCCAACGGCAACGCCGGGGGGAACAUGGCCGGCGGCAACAGCAACAUGCCCCCGAACAACAGCAACACCAACUCCCAGUCGCUCUCGCCGCAAAACGCUUCCAAGGGUCCUCCGUUGCUCAGCAACCUGGGCAACAACAACAACAACAGCAACAGCAGCAGCACGGCGUCAGGCCCCACCUCCAGCUCUUCCCAUCCCGCAGAGGGGCACGCCGACGCCGCCACGGGCCAGCUCCCCGCGCCCGUCAUCAAGGAGGAACCCAUCGAGGAGAGGGAGGAGAGUGUGAGCCCGCCUCCGGUGCUGAGAAGCCCCUCCCCCGAGCCCAAGCAAGUGGACAUCCCCAUCCACGCCAGCCAAUCAGCACGGUUCCACCGAGUCCUUGACCGCGGCAGUGGGAACUCCUGCGCCCGCAGCGACGUCCUCUUCGUCCCCCUCGACGGCUCCAAGCUGUGGAAGAAGAGGAACGACAUGAUCGAGAGGGCCCGCAGAGAGGUGGAGCAGAGGGCGAGAGACCUGAGGGAGAAAGAGAGGGAACGAGAGAGAGAGCGGGAGCGGGAGAGAGAGUUAGAGAGGCACUUACAGCAGCAGAAAGACAUCAACAACAGCGCUGCGGGCCGACAGGGAUCCUCCCUCUUCUUCCCCUCUUCCUCCUCCAUGAUACUGGACCCUUCGUCCUCGUCCGCCUCCUCUUCGGUCACCCAGUCCCACGCCAUGUCCCACGCCCAGCAUCACCACGCCCACCCCCACGCCCACCUCCACCCCUCGCACCCCCUCCACCAGUCCCUCUCCCACUCCAUCCCCCACUCCCUCCUCCUUCCAUCCAUGGGCGGGGGAUCGGCGGUGGUCGGCGGCCAGGGGGCCUUGGGCAUGGGGUUAGGGGGUCCUUAUCUGGGCCCCGACACCCCAGCACUAAGAACCCUGAGUGAGUACGCUCGCCCCCAUGCCAUGUCCCCCCUGGGGGCGGCGAGUCGCGCUCAAGCCCACCACCCGCACGUUCACCACGGCCACCCGCACGUCCAUCCCUCCUUCUUCCUCCCCCAGUUCCAGAACCACGCCCUGGCCCACCCCCACCACAUGCCCGCCGACGCCGCCACGGCGGCCGCCAUCCUGGGCUUCCUGUACGGCGGCGGCCUGGAGGGCCAGGGUCACCCGGGGGUCGGGCCGGGACACGGCGGGAUGGGGGCGGCGGGGCUGGGCGGGAUGGGCUUCCCCCACGCGGUGGCGGCGCACCGCGACCGCGUGAAGCAAGGGUUCGAGUUCAAGAGCGAGGACAGGAUGUACCAGCCGGGCGCCAUGUCCGACCAGGCCGCUCUGGCCCUCGCCCACUCCCACUCGCACGCCCACGCGCACGCCCACGCCCACGCCCACGCACACGCACACUCCCUCCUCCUCGGGGGAGGUGGAGGGGGAGGCAACGAGGUGUCCCUCUACGGCACCCCCCCUCCCUCGGCGCAGCCCGGCCCCCCCCACCACCAGAGUCCAACGAUGGCCCAGAUGACCCGACCCCCCCACCCUCCCCCACCUCAGGCCCACUCCAACCCCCCCACCCCCUCCCUGAUGCCUCCGUCCCUGCCCUCUCACCCGCCUUCUGCCCCCAACAAUGCACCCCCACCCCCGGGGGGGCCCACCACGACAGCCCCGGGUAACCCUCCCCCUGCACCGAUCUCCUCCGCCUCCUCCUCCAACCCCACCUCCUCCCUCCACCACCCAGCGCCUCACGCCUCCUUCCCCAGCUCCCUGCCCUCCCACCCCCCCCCGGCCCCUGCGCCGUCAGCAGCCCCCGAGCCCUAUGCCCCACCCACCCGCUCACCCCCCUCCAACGAGAGGGACCGCAGCGUGGACAGAGAGAGGGACAGGGAUAGGGAAAGAGGGGGCUUGCCUGCCCCGGGCGAGAGAGAGCGGGAAAGAGAACGAGAGCGAGAAAGAGAGCGAGAGCGAGAGCGAGAGCGAGAAAGAGAGCGAGAGAGAGAGCGAGACAGAGAUCGAGACAGAGAUCGAGACCGAGAGCGCGAGAGGGAUCGAGAAAGGGAAAGGGAACGAGAGCGAGGAGGAAGUGGAGGUAGCGGCGGCGGCGGAGGCGGAAGUGGAGGGGGAACAGGGGGGGGAGGCGGAGGAGGAGGAGCAGCAGGAGGAGGAGGAGGAGGUGGAGGGGAGAACCUGGGGCGUCUUCAGAUGUUGAACGUGACCCCCCAUCAUCACCAGCACUCACACAUCCACUCCCACCUCCACCUGCACCAGCAAGACACAGCAGCGGGCGGGGUUCACCCCCUGAUGGACCCGUUGGCAUCGGGGUCUCCGCUGGCACGUCUCCCCUACCCCGGUGCCACGCUCGGCACCCCCAUCCUGGCCCACCCCCUCACUGACAGCGAGGUCCUCCGCCAGCAGCUGUUCGGUGCUCCGUUCCGUGACCUGCCCCAGCCCUCCUCUCUCAGCGGCCCGAUGUCCGCAGCCCACCAGCUCCAGGCCAUGCAGCAGGCCCAGAGCGCAGAGCUGCAGAUUCAGAGACUGGCCCUGGAGCAGCAGUGGAUCCAUCACCACCACCACCACUCUCUUACCCAGGAGGAGUACUACAGUCACCUGAAGAAAGAGAGUGACAAGAGCCUGUGAGGGGAGGGGCACCAGAGAGAGAACUGCAGAGAAAAAAACACUACAGUAUGGUCUGGAACACAAUGUCACAGAAAUACAUGGGCACUGAUAAACAAAGGGGACGAAGACAAAGAUACCCCUGGACUUUUGGAGAACAAGGAUUUAUUGAAGGAAAGUGAAUUAUUGUAAUGGAGUAAAAAGAGAGGGAGAGAGAGAAGGAGAGAGAAGGGAAAAUGUUGCACACACUUAAUGUUUUAACUGUCAAAUGUCCAAGAGCCACACGAAAGCACUUCCCUGUGUAUCUCCUUCUCUCCAGUUGUGUUUUUACAUUGUGCUCUGUACAGUAUAUUAGGUGGGGCAGCAAUAGUGACGUACAGUAAGUGUAAAUUACCUUAUGCCAGAAGGAAUGUGUACAUGAGUCUCUUUUCUGUCAUUGCAUGUAGCUAGGCACUUAUUCUAAACUGGUGGAACUUUUGGCUCUAUUUUUAGUAUUCAUCCCCUCUUUUGUAUCCGAGGGGCAUUCUAUAUGCAUGAGACCAGCGAUUUUAGUGUUCUAUUAUGUUUAUUAUGAUCAACUGUAUUGUUAUUAUGAUUAUUGAUGUCCGUUUGUUGAUAAUUAUAUAAUUAAAUGAAAAUAUUAUUUGUAUUAUUUUUUUUACA